Jaminaea rosea is the source of this 1061-nucleotide messenger RNA. RefSeq lists its product as hypothetical. The record is from RefSeq and is a predicted model, not a curated record. The transcript has a single exon. The coding region runs from base 155 to 802 and encodes 215 amino acids. NCBI's taxonomy places the organism in Eukaryota, Fungi, Basidiomycota, Exobasidiomycetes, Microstromatales.
CCGCCAUCUGAUAAACCGCCUCAGCGCCCGACCCCUCGUAUGCUCACGUCGCAAGGCAACCAUGAACAAGCAUCGAAAUGCGUCAGUAGCUACCUUGCCACUGAGGCUGUCAACACCUGACCUCUUGGCUUGACGAAAUCGCACCACCUCGCUGAUGUGCAAGGCUAGCGAUCAUCAAGUGCAGACAUUUGGGUUGCCGCGGAUACGGCUCGCAUGUCGCGAACGCAAGCACAUGCGCGCAUUCACGGUCAGCGUCAGGAGGCACACCGGCCAAGAACAGCCUAAGCAAGAGCAGCCUGAAUGGUACUUGCGACGCAUUGAAGAUGGUGUAACACUGCAGUGGGGGGCCUCGACGAGAUUGCCGCCAGACUGCGGGAGUGUCCGCGGAAGGCGCGUUUCGUGGGCUCUUUGCUUGCGUCCCUUCGGAUCAGCGGCCACUCUUCCAUCGUGGGUGACUCAGCGUCAGUGCGAAAAUCAAACACGGGUCACGGCCUGGAUCAAUCGGAGAAUCGACUUGCCCUACGAACGCCAUCUGCUUCUUGCCUGCGCCACACAGAUGUUGCGACUGUGGCUCUUAUGUCGAUUGUGGCGCACGGUCGGGCAGAUCCGUCUUCACAUUGCUUGCACCCCGCGGCGGAUCAGCGCAGCUUUGUUCCCCUCCUGGUGGCCGCAGCAACUGCGUAUCACAAAUGCAUUCACAGAUCGAUGCGCAGCGCCAGGCUUUACGAUCUCUUUUCAAAGCUUUCACAUCGCUUUGCCCUGGCGACACUUCUCUCCCGAAAUGCGCUGGCAAAGGCGCUGAAGUAGGCGCAACAUAGCGCAGCCAUCGACUCACGAGAGAUAGGAUGAUCAAAGCAUGCGGGAUGAAUGGGAGAAUCGAGCGGAUCUCGAUGGUAGUCAGGCACCCGAUUGCACUACGGUGGGAGUAUCGAGAUGAUACGAUCUGUCUAGUCCUCGUUUUGCUACCGCCUCCUCGUCGCCCGCCACUACUUGAUGUCUUCUCGCGUCGAGUCUCCCUUGCCCUCUCCCUACCAUAUCAACGCUACCACUGCCUGCCUCGU